Messenger RNA from Aspergillus puulaauensis, 1383 nucleotides. Its product is annotated as putative ZIP family zinc transporter. Gene Ontology annotation, biological process: zinc ion transmembrane transport. Gene Ontology annotation, cellular component: plasma membrane. NCBI's taxonomy places the organism in Eukaryota, Fungi, Ascomycota, Eurotiomycetes, Eurotiales, Aspergillaceae. Bases 1 to 1383 code for a protein of 460 amino acids. The record is from RefSeq and is a predicted model, not a curated record. The transcript is spliced from 3 exons. Gene Ontology annotation, molecular function: zinc ion transmembrane transporter activity.
AUGAUGUUACAACACAAAGAUAUGGGCACCACAUGGUCUCAAUCUCGCGGCCUCGCGCUUUCAGGAAUAUCAGAUGCUCUCCUUCAAGAGGAGCUUUCGCGACGGAACAUGUAUCGUGAUACGGGCGACGACAAACCUACAUGCGGGUCAAUCAAACAGGGCACCUACAACACCCCGCUCCAUGUCAUGGCACUUUUUCUCAUUCUAGUGCUGAGCACCCUGGCCUGCUCAUUUCCUAUUCUCGCUCGCCGAUUUCCGCGCCUGCCAAUACCCCGACGGUUUCUCUUUAUAUCAAGACAUUUUGGGACUGGUGUUCUGAUCGCCACGGCGUUUGUUCAUUUACUUCCGACAGCUUUUGUUUCCUUGACCGAUCCUUGUCUCCCUCGGUUUUGGAGCGAAAGCUAUCGCGCUAUGGCUGGCUUCGUCGCGAUGCUCUCGGUAUUUGGCGUCGUGUUGGUGGAAAUGUUUUUCGCGAUGAAAGGGGCAGGCCACGUCCAUGGAAGCGAGUAUGAUCAAUUAAUCGGCGAUGGUGCGGAUUUACAUGGCGAUGGUGCGGAUUUACAUGGCGAUGAACAGCCUGGCGACUCAACUUAUUCGCGACUUGAAGCAAGUGAAUCGACAGACAACAUCCACCUUUCCCCAAUGCAUGAGGAUCGGAUACCUGCCUCAUCACAAAUGCAUGAUAGUCGUCUAAGGAACUGGACAGAAAAUUUCGGUCCAGAGGGGUCUUCUACUCGUCUAAAGGAGAGCACGGUUGGUCUUGCGGAGAGCGGCGACGACGAGAUUCCUCGUUCCGACACAAAUCGGCGUCCAAAACAUUCUCGCCAUUACGUUUCCCAGUCUGCAACGUCUCAUGCUGGUCCUAAAAUUCCCCUACAAAACCCUCAGCGUCAACUCUUGCAAUGUCUCCUCCUCGAGGCUGGUAUUCUUUUCCAUAGUGUUUUCAUUGGGAUGGCUGUUAGCGUCGCUACGGGCACUUCAUUUGUUGUUCUCCUGGUCGCCAUCUGCUUUCAUCAAACUUUCGAGGGCUUCGCGCUCGGCUCUCGGAUUGCAUCGCUGAUUCCAGAUCUCUUUCCUCCCUCGUCGAUGAAGCCAUGGCUCAUGUCCAUCGCAUAUGGGACCACGACCCCUAUUGGUCAAGCCAUUGGGCUGGUUUUACAUAACUUCUACGACCCAGCCAGCACUACAGGGCUUCUAAUGGUCGGUAUCACAAACGCAAUAAGCAGCGGGCUGUUGCUCUUCGCCGGCUUGGUAGAACUUUUGGCCGAGGAUUUUCUCAGUGAAGAGAGUUAUGUGACUCUACAGGGUCGCCGACGCUUCGAGGCAUGUCUAGCGGUUGCAGCUGGUGCAGUGCUAAUGGCAUUCGUAGGGGCAUUUGCUUAG